AAAAGAAUAUUGACUAAGAUGAAUGGAAGAAAGCAGCUUCUGCUGCUUUUUCUUGCUUUCCUAUACAUUACUCCUGAAGUCCAUGGCUUUAUAGAAGGACUUUAUUGCGGACGAUAUAACUGUUAUGAUGUUCUUGGUGUGACAAGAGAUUCMACAAAGGGAGAAAUCUCCAAAGAGUACAGAAAGUUGGCCAGAAAAUUCCAUCCUGAUAGAUAUAAGGGUGAUGAUGUGGAGGCAAAUGCUGAGAAAUUCAGGCUCAUUGCCACUGCUUAUGAGACUCUCAAAGACCCAGAGCAGAGGGCUGAUUAUGACUACAUGUUGGACAAUCCUGAGGAAACAUAUCGUCACUAUUAUCAUUAUUAUGCGCGUCGCAUGGCCCCACAAGUGGAUGUCCGCAUUGUAAUUGGAGUUACUAUUACUAUUAUAUCAGUAUUACAGUAUCUUCAUGGCUGGUCCAGAUACAAUGAGGCUGUCCAAUAUGCAUUGACUGUACCAAAAUACAGAAAUAAGGCUUUACAAAAAGCUCAUGAAGAUGGUUUGUUAAAUGGACUCAAGAAGAGAGGGAAACGAUCGAAGGAAGAGAUGAAAGAAGAAGAAGAGGCAAUUUUGMGGAAUGUCGUAGAAAAUUCCCUUGACAUAAGAGGAGGACACAGUAAGCCAAGCAUCUUGGACAUUCUCUGGUUGAGAAUCAUUCUUYUUCCCUACCAUUUUUUGAUGUACUUCUGCUGGUUAAUACGMUGGUACUGGAAGUUCUCCAUCAAACGAGAAGAGUAUGGUGAUGAAGAAAAGUUUUACCUAAUCAAGAAAUACAUGGGACUAUCCCAAACACAGUGGGAUGCAAUGGAUAAAUCACAACACGAUGACUUUUAUGACAGGCAGUUAUGGAUACCAGAAAACUAUAAGGAGUUCAAAGAAGAGCAAGAAGAGGAGAUGAGGAGGCAGUUAGCGCAAAACAACAAGUAUAAAGCUUACAGGCGUUACAUGAAGAAAGGAGGUCCAGGACAAAUGACAUUCAUGGAAGAUGACUGAACAAAUAAUCAAUUUUAGGAAUAUAAUAUUGAAAUUCUUC
Molecule: messenger RNA, 1069 nt
Organism: Exaiptasia diaphana
Lineage: Eukaryota; Metazoa; Cnidaria; Anthozoa; Actiniaria; Aiptasiidae
Product: dnaJ homolog subfamily C member 25
Exons: 14
Coding region: 19-1029 (336 amino acids)
Biological process (GO): protein folding
Cellular component (GO): endoplasmic reticulum membrane
Source: RefSeq, a predicted model, not a curated record